AUGGACGCCGUACACGAGGCACACCUAGAGAAGAUAUUGGAGAGGCGUCGGCGGCGCAACGCGCCCAACGCCGCAGUCACCAUAUCCUGUUCUCCUCCUGCAGGCGCAGCAACGGAUGAACAAGUGCAGGCAAUCGAAGGAACAGAAACGAGAAGGGCAUCGUCUGCCACGUCCCCAAAGGAUUUGGUGUCGGGAAAUCGCCCCCGUGCUCAAGAAGCAGUUGAUGCGGUGCCGGAGGUUACCCGCACCUGCAAUUCGUCUGCUCACUCAGCGGAGCCCACCCGGGGAGGUGCGGAGGAUGACCGCUGUGUGCCGUGCUUAGUCAUUAAUGUUAGCACGUACCCGGACAGUGACAGCAACCGGAGAAGAUUUACAAUGCUAAGCACGGAUACGGGGUACUGUAGCUUCCCCAUAUCACCUCACGGUAACCCCCGUGGAAACGGUAAUUGUGAAGGGAGCCGCUGGGAGGCUGCAUGUCAUCGGACAAACAGUCUUUAUUCUUCCGUCAAUGGCGAAAGGGGUGCGAUUAACACUGUUACUGCACUUUAUGACGAAUUUCCCAUCGGCCGAACAGUACCGCAGCUUUCUUACAGCAAGCCUGAAGCGUGCUUCAACCCAUCGGGGGAAAACACCAAUGAUUUGAGCAUGCGCAGGUUCGGCUCACCCGGGCGGUGCGUUGUGAGGUUAGUCCAUCGUCAACCCCUUGAGGAAGCGUGUGUUCAGCCUUUGCGCUACGACAGCCCCAACUGUACGCCGGUUUCCCGCACUGGCCAUGCAGAUAGCCUUGCCGUUUGCCCCAUUUUUUCACUUGACACACCACGUCGCGGUGAGCGGGUGCAGCACCUACAGAAUACAAUUUCUAGAGACACGGGUAAGCUGGAGGGUGACAGACUACAAUCAGGGGAGCUGUUUCUUGAAGCGGAGGAACCAAAGCCCUUACCAGCUCCACUGCAGGUGUCACCAUUGCCGGGUGCUCAGGGGGGCGUAGGCACGGUUUCUCUGCGUCCUAACGCCCUGACUAGGCUUCCGGUUGAUGAGUUGAGGCUGACCACCUAUGCGCCUGUGUCUUUGCUAUGUGGCGGUGACUGGUUCUACAAGUGGAGCAGCAGGGCGGGCACCUGCUCUCCGCGGUGGGUAUGGGUGGAUAUUGUGAAUUUAUUCCUUUUAUGGGCGCAUUGGGAGACCUUUGAGACGACAUUCGCUAGGAAAAUUAGGUUAGAUCAUAUCACCCGCGUGUGCUACAAAGAAACAUGUGAAUCAGAGGAAGUUGAAUGCAGAAGUCCCACUCGCGCCCCACGCACUCCGCAUACGUUGCUCGUGAAAACUUCGAGAAGGCUUCUGAGGCUAAGCACGGAAUCCAAAUCGAAGGCCGAUAUCUGGUGCAAAGCCCUGGCAAACCUUUUAUCGCAUCUCACCUCUCCAAGGUCUCAAGCGACCAUGAGCAGCGACGACCCAGUUGCUGCUAUUACGCAGUUGGAUGACCAGAGCGCACAUGUAGUAUAA
Molecule: messenger RNA, 1503 nt
Organism: Trypanosoma brucei brucei TREU927
Lineage: Eukaryota; Euglenozoa; Kinetoplastea; Trypanosomatida; Trypanosomatidae
Exons: 1
Coding region: 1-1503 (500 amino acids)
Biological process (GO): maintenance of protein location in cell cortex
Cellular component (GO): cell cortex
Molecular function (GO): phospholipid binding; protein binding
Source: RefSeq, a predicted model, not a curated record